AUGAGCUGAUCAUUUGGAUCUGAUGUGUUGCAGCAGGCAGAGAUGGAACACAUGCAGGACACCGGUCCUCGAGGACCGGACUUUGACACCUGCGCCUUAGUGGUUCAGCCUUCCUUGUGCCCAUCGCGAGUAUUCAGCGGAAACAGUCUCCCGCGCAUGCGCCUCAUCGACAUACACAAGCGCAACAAACAUGGACGCUCUUGGCGACGGCACAAAGGAAGAGAGGAAGAUACUGAAGAGAAGCGGCGACGAGGACGAUGAGCCCUCCGCAAAAAAGCCUCCGAGAGUCGAGGUCGACCACAACACAAACGUGGCCGACCACUACAACCGGCUUCAGGAGGCCGGACUGACCGCGCGUAGCCAAAGCCGCAUCUUCUUCAUGCGGAACUUCAACAACUGGAUGAAGAGCGUCCUCAUCGGCGAGACGGUGGAGAAGUUGCGCGAUGCCGGCCACCGGCGCCUCUCGGUGCUCGACCUGGGCUGCGGCAAGGGCGGCGACCUGCUCAAGUGGCGCAAGGGCAACAUCGGCCACUUGGUGUGCGCCGACAUCGCCGGCGUGUCGGUGGAGCAGUGUCGCAGUCGCUACGAGUACAUGCAGAGGAGGGGCCGCGGCGACGAGGGCAUGUUCAGCGCCCAGUUCAUCACGGCCGACUGCACCAAAGAGCUCCUGGCCGACAAGUUGGAGCGCCCCGACCUGCUGUUCGACAUCUGCAGCUGCCAGUUCGUGUACCACUACUCGUUCGAGAGCCGGGCCAAGGCCGACACGAUGCUGAGGAACGCCUGCGAGCGCCUCAAGCCCGGCGGCUACUUCAUCGGAACCACGCCGGACGCCUACGAGCUGGUCAAGCGGCUGGAGGCGUCCGACUCGCUCUCCUUCGGCAACGACGUCUUCCGGGUGACUUUCCGGACCAGGGGCGACUACCCGCUCUUCGGAUGCCAGUACCACUUCAACCUGGAGCAGGUGGUGGACGUGCCGGAGUUCCUGGUCUACUUCCCUCUGCUGGAGCAUAUGGCCUCACGUUACGGCAUGCGCCUGGUGAGCAAGCAGCGCUUCGGCGAGUUCUACCGCGACAAGGUCAAGCUGAGUCACCACCGCGAUCUGCUGAUGAAAAUGGCCUCGCUGGAGGAGUUCCCGGCCCGGCGCGGCGGGCGUCUGACCGCGAGCGGGCGGGCUCCGCCGCCGGGAUGCCUCUGGGUACGCUCAGCAGGUCCGAGUGGGAAGCCACCAGCAUCUACCUGGUCUUCGUUUUCCAGAAGAUGUCCUGACGGAGCGCUGCUGCUUUCAGGCACCUUCGGUUCCAAAGGAACGGCGACUGCUGCUAAAUGGACAAUCUUCGGUGGACAUAUUGUGAAAGAGUGACUCUGAAUUUUUUUUUUUUUUUUUUUUUUUUUCCGGAUUAAAAAAAAUCAAAUAGUUGGGACUUUGGCGUCCUGCGUCCAUCUAUCAAGUGUAAAAUUACAACACCAAAUAAAUGUUUUGUUUAACUGAAA
Messenger RNA from Hippocampus comes (tiger tail seahorse), 1491 nucleotides. It is a transcript of the gene rnmt, whose product is annotated as RNA (guanine-7-) methyltransferase. Gene Ontology annotation, cellular component: nucleus. Gene Ontology annotation, molecular function: mRNA 5'-cap (guanine-N7-)-methyltransferase activity. NCBI's taxonomy places the organism in Eukaryota, Metazoa, Chordata, Actinopteri, Syngnathiformes, Syngnathidae. Gene Ontology annotation, biological process: 7-methylguanosine mRNA capping. Bases 191 to 1360 code for a protein of 389 amino acids. The record is from RefSeq and is a predicted model, not a curated record. The transcript has 5 exons.